Molecule: messenger RNA, 1637 nt
Organism: Poecilia latipinna (sailfin molly)
Lineage: Eukaryota; Metazoa; Chordata; Actinopteri; Cyprinodontiformes; Poeciliidae
Product: protein FAM8A1-like
Exons: 6
Coding region: 204-1196 (330 amino acids)
Source: RefSeq, a predicted model, not a curated record
ACGGUACUACUGCAUUGGGAAGGGGGGCACAUUCCUCUUAUAAUUUGAAAUUAAUUUAUGAAUAUACAAUGUAGCUGAUGCCAAAACUAUGUGCAACACUAGUUUCUCAGCAGUAACGUUCAAGAAUGUCACCAUAAUUAUUUGACUUCUUCCGGAUGAACUGAUCCAACCUUACGUCCGCACGUCAUGGUUCGCCUGUAAACAUGGCAGACCGAGAAAACACUGCCAUGGAAGUGGACAAGAGAAAGAAUAAGCCUUUCGUUGAACAAGUUAAGGCGCUGCUUGACGACGUUACCCACAGAACAGACAAGCGGAAGAGUCCAGAGCCUAAAAACAAGUCCGUCGAAAGCUGCUCGACUGUGGAGUACUGUGAGAAGCUACAGGCAUGGAUGUGGCAGUACUACACUGGAUAUGUGAACUGGCAAAGCUGGCUGCUAGCUUCAACUAUGACCGUCCCACCCUGUUUACAGCCACCCAGCGGGACGUCCACCGCUCUUGUUUUUGAUCCUCAGAACUGGCAAAAUGCUUCCUUUGGCCUCCCGUUGUUGCCUUCUCCACCUACGGUCCAUUCCCCGAGCAGCCGAGCGGGGCAAGCGGCUGUCGGGGCCCCAGCGGCCGCUCAGCAGCAGCAGCAGCAGCGGGAUCAUGGAAAUCCACAGAGACAGGGUCGAGAGUACAGCAUUCCUUCACCUCUCCAAAGACUUAUGGCAGAGAUGGUGGAUUUCUUCAUAUUGUUUUUCAUCAAAGCAACCAUAAUCAUCAGUAUCAUGCACCUAAGUGGAAUUAAAGACGUUUCCAAGUUUGCCAUGCAUUUCAUUGUGGAGGAAAUCGAUGAAGACACAUCGAUGGAGGAGUUGCAGAAAAUGAUGCUCGUUGCCCUCGUGUAUCGGAUAUUAGUUUGUUUUUAUGAGAUUGUAUGCAUUUGGGGAGCUGGCGGAGCCACUCCAGGGAAAUUUCUCAUCGGUCUCAGAGUUGUUACGUGCGAUUCGUCGGUUCUGGUUCAGCCCAAUAGGGUGCUUGUAGUGCCGGCAACAAAUGUUUCCCUGUCCGCGUCAACGGUCCGAGCCCUGAACAAGAACUUUUCCAUUGCCUUCUUUUUCCCAGCAUUCAUCACGCUCCUCUUCUUUCAGCACAACAGGACUGUCUAUGACAUGGUUGCUGGUACGAUAGUUGUCAAGCGCUCCAGAAUCAGAUGACACUGAAGCUGACAGAAAAAUUAUAUAUAUGUGUGUAUGGAGAGAGAGAGAGUGCAGGAGUAAAAUAACUCUGAAGAGGAACAAGAUGACAUCUUUAAGAAAAAACCUGUGACACUGCUGUGAAGAGAAGAGGUUUUGGACCGGUGCUGAGUCUGAAACACUUCAGUAUGAACUUUUUAGGUUCACUGUUUGGUGCAUUUCUGCACUCAGUGUCUGUUUGCUGCUUUAUACACAGGAGGGAUGAAGCUAAAUGCAUUAUUUUCUUAACACAAGCUUGCCUUGUUUGUAAUUGUCCCCCUAUUAAGGGUGAAUGCCAAGUAUGGAUCAGUGUUUGAAUUGUGAAUUAUGCAUUUAUGUCAUUGUACUCCUCAGUAUCUCUCUGCAUCACAGCUCCUUUUCCAAAAGCCAGAAGUGAGACUUCUUAAAAUGUAAAAUAUAUAU